UUCAUGAUAUUUUCGUUCGCAGCUCUGCACGCUUUCGCAUCAUACACAUACCCUGGCGCCACGGAUCCUCCGCUUUCCUGCACGCGACGCACCCUCACCCAUCCACAUCAUUCCUAUAGUCCUCAUGUUGCCACGAGUGAUGUUAAUCCCAAUGCACCAUCGGGCGCCGGCCCCUCUGGUCAGAAUCCCUGUUUUCGACAUCUUGAAUGCCUUCUACUACCCUAUCUUGGUGAUUAUAACUCCGAAACUCCGGGCGUGCGGUAUUGUCCGCUUGACUCAAAACAUUCUUUUCAUCAUUCCCACUCGGCAUGACAAACCAUAUCAGCUCAUGUCCACUAUCUUUCAUACCGUCAUAUCGACCACACCACUCUUUAUAUCUCCUUAUGUCUUUUUUUUUUUUUUUUUUUUUUUUUUUUUCUUUCAUUUUUCUUCCCAUUGUCUUGUUUCGUGGUAUAAUUCUCAUGACUCUACCACAUUCAAGGGAGCAUGUCUGAAUACAUCGGACUCACCGGCACCUGGACAUGUCUCCAAACCCUUCUUACUUUCUCCUGUACCAAAUAGUUUCUCGUCCCCCAUUUCAUCAUUGAUGUUGUUCCAUUUGUUUAAUGUCCACAAGGAACAACCACUGACCACUUCGCAUUGGGUCUAUCGCAUCCAACUCGUUCACUAACCGACCAAGUUUCCUUAUCCCGUCUCUGUAUCUCAGGCAGCACCCUUUCUAACUCUCACUAUAAGAGGAGUAAGUAAAGGCGGCUGUCAUCUGCAGUCAGCUUUUCUCAUCAUCGUCCCGGCAGUC
Aspergillus homomorphus CBS 101889 is the source of this 796-nucleotide messenger RNA. RefSeq lists its product as uncharacterized. The record is from RefSeq and is a predicted model, not a curated record. The coding region runs from base 125 to 670 and encodes 181 amino acids. Lineage: Eukaryota; Fungi; Ascomycota; Eurotiomycetes; Eurotiales; Aspergillaceae. The transcript has a single exon.